Leishmania mexicana MHOM/GT/2001/U1103 is the source of this 1257-nucleotide messenger RNA. RefSeq lists its product as uncharacterized. The record is from RefSeq and is a predicted model, not a curated record. Lineage: Eukaryota; Euglenozoa; Kinetoplastea; Trypanosomatida; Trypanosomatidae. The transcript has a single exon. Bases 1 to 1257 code for a protein of 418 amino acids. Gene Ontology annotation, molecular function: fucosyltransferase activity. Gene Ontology annotation, cellular component: membrane.
AUGGGGCCGCAAGGCGCGCGAUCACCACUGGUGCGCUGGCGCAGCUUGCCUUCGAAGUGCUGCACGGCGCCGACCCGCUUCUGCUUCCGAUGCGCGGCGAGACUCUUCACGUGCCUCCUCUGCCCGUCUCCUGGCGCCUGCCGAUGUGGGCGGAGUGGGGCAGCGGCCCGCCACGGAGUGCGGAGGGUAUGCGGCUUCCGCUUUCAGGCACCACCGGUCGGAUGCCGGCGAUUGCGGUCGUUGUCAGCCACCGCUGGCACGGCCGCAUGUGGUGGCUGUCGGAGCUGUCUCACUAUUAUCCAGUGCACAACUACGGCCGAUGCGUCAUACCGUCACCCGCGCCGUUGCCCGGCGACGCAACACCGACGCGCAGCAUCCCGCAGUGGGCGAAUCUCCGCUUUCCAUCCGAGUGCGUCGUCAACGCCUUGCGCCGGCACCACGACAGCGCACUUGCGUCCAUGCAAGCGACGUACGGGCAAGUCGGUGGCCGCAACGGCACCAGCAGUGCGCCACGUCCCAUGGCCCAUGUCGGGCGUGAUCACGAGCUGCGCUGUCUUCCGCAAGUGCCGCUGCGCCCUCGCCUUUGAGAACACGGUGGAGGACGACUACGUCACGGAGAAGGUGUACAAUGCCCAUGCUGUCGGGUGCGCUGCCCCGAUGUUCAUCGGGGCGAUGAACAUUGCGGAGUACGUGCCGCGCACAUCCGGCAGCGUGCCGUCGCACGGCCUCUCCGUCAUCCCGGUGCUGCAGAUGUUCCCCAUCCUGAGUGAGACAGCGUGGCGGACGGAGGAGCGCCGCGUGCUGGACCUGCUCGAGGAGGACGAGGCGGCGUCGAGGCACAUCUUGCGCACGCAUGCGGCGGUGCUGCGGGCGCGCUCGGCGUCCGCGCAUUGUGCGGACGAGACGACAGGCAUGACCGCCAAGCGCAGCGACGGCGCCGUUCGGAUGGCCGAGACAGUGGCGAUGGCUCUGGAGGAGGUCUGCUGCGCAGACGUCGCAUGCUGUCGCGGACCAUCACCAUUUUCUCUACCCCUCCAGAGAGGCCGCCGUACCAGCUGUGCCGAUGGCCGACAACAACGAGUUGCCGCGGGCCGUGCCGCACGGUGCCGGUCACUUGGGCAACUGCAGUUUAGGCUCUGGCGCCGCUGUGCAGCCGUUCACGUCCCCGACCGGGGUGUGGCCGCCUGCGUCGGCGCCAGCGCACCUCUUCCUACCCGACGAGGAGACGAUCGUGGCUGCCGACAAGAGCGGCAGUGA